AUGGAUGUGAGCUUUAGAUAUAUCGAAUGGAAGAAAGGCGAUUACAAAGGGCACUGGCUCAUCAGUUACUUCAAUAACGCUAUGGCUUUUGCCAUCGGGUACGUUCCUAUCAUAGGGCCAUUAUUGGCUAUUGGGUGGAGUGUUGCCUACACCGCGAUCGCCCAGCCGGAUGAAUUUGCAGAUGAGUUGCGGGAGCAGAUCCCCUCGGUAGAGCUUCUUGAGGGGUUCGUGACCGAAAUCAAGAAGCUAGCAGAAGACGGAGAGGGGGUGGUGCAGGACGGAAUCGAUGUGAAGAAACUCAGUGGUGUCGAGACAAAGAUAUCGAACGCCAGUCCCCUGGACGACAAGAAAGAUGCGGUACAGGCAAAACCGGCCGCCGUUGUGGAGAAGCCGACUGGUGAAGAUGAACAGCCCCCCACGCAGGAGGACGACGAAAAGACUCUUACCCAGGCAGAUCGGAUUUCUCGAAUGAUCAGCAGGAUGAAGUCAACAUCCGAUGCUGAUACCAAGAGAUUGUUUAUGAUGAGCUACAGUAAAUUGGACCAAUUGGGCUUGCUAACGGAAGAGAUUCUCCACAAACUUGAGUGCGCAGAGGACCCUUUUUACGAACCUCCCGGUAAUGAACGAUGGGAUCAUGAAGGAAACUUCAUUGAGGAGCUACCCAGUGCCGACGAAAGAUACGCCAAGAUAGCGCGAGGUUUAUUCAUUCAGAUGCAUGGAAAAAGGCUCGACCAGGCAAUGAAAAUUUGA
Messenger RNA from Penicillium brasilianum, 750 nucleotides. NCBI's taxonomy places the organism in Eukaryota, Fungi, Ascomycota, Eurotiomycetes, Eurotiales, Aspergillaceae. The record is from the annotation of a GenBank genome assembly.